Nannospalax galili (Upper Galilee mountains blind mole rat) is the source of this 984-nucleotide messenger RNA. RefSeq names its product glutathione S-transferase Mu 6. NCBI's taxonomy places the organism in Eukaryota, Metazoa, Chordata, Mammalia, Rodentia, Spalacidae. The record is from RefSeq and is a predicted model, not a curated record. Bases 108 to 767 code for a protein of 219 amino acids. The transcript has 9 exons. Gene Ontology annotation, molecular function: glutathione transferase activity. Gene Ontology annotation, biological process: glutathione metabolic process.
UCAUGAGCUGCCUGUAAGCAGACUCUGAACUCUCUGCAGUGGUAUCAAAGACCAGAGUGUAGUCUGACUGAGGCCUGUCUGCUGUCUCUAAGGCAGGAAUCCAAAUCAUGCCCAUGACUCUGGGUUAUUGGGAUAUUCGUGGGAUGGGUCACGCCAUCCGCCUGCUCCUGGAAUACACAGACACAAGCUAUGCGGAGAAGAGAUACACCGUAGGGGACGCUCCCAACUACGAUCGAAGCCAGUGGCUAAAUGACAAAUACAAGCUGGGCCUGGACUUUCCCAAUCUGCCCUACUUAAUUGAUGGGUCCCGCAAGAUCACCCAGAGCAACGCCAUCCUGCGCUACAUUGCCCGAAAGCACAACCUGUGUGGGGAGACAGAAGAGGAGAAGAUCCGUGUGGAUAUUUUGGAGAACCAGGUCAUGGACACCCGCCUACAGAUGGGCAUGCUCUGCUACAGCCCUGACUUUGAGAAACAGAAGCCAGAGUUCUUGCAGGGCCUUCCUGAAAAGUUGAAGCUCUUCUCUGAGUUCUUGGGGAAGCGACCAUGGUUUGCAGGGAACAAGAUCACCUAUGCAGAUUUCCUUGUUUAUGAUGUCCUGGACCAGCACCGAGUAUUUGAAUCCAAGUGCCUGGAUGCAUUCCCCAACCUGAAGGACUUCAUGGCCCGGUUUGAGGGUCUGAAAAAGAUAUCCGCCUAUAUGAAGAGCAACCGCUUCCUUCCAAGUCCUUUGUAUUUAAAACUGGCCACGUGGGGAGGAAGUGCGUGAUAGCCUGACUGUGCAUGUGCCGUAGCCCACGUCCCCUUUUGCCAACCUGUAUCUUGCCUCGGAGUCUGGAGACAGAUGACGCUGCAACAUCAGAUGCUGCGGGCCAAUGAGGAGAAGACACAAUAUCAGAAAAAACCACCAGGGACCAAUGGGACACAGGGAGGGGGUAUAUAGGCACACCCUGUUUCCGCAAUAAACGAGUCUGCAGCUGCUCUCA